GAAUUGCAUCGAAGCCUAUUCUGUGCAAAAUUCAGCCUACCUAUUCUGAGCAACUCCAGUCCCAACCAGCUAUGCUACCAAACCCAGCAUCUCUUUCCCAAAUUGCCGUUGAACCCAUUUCCUCCCUUUCCUCUGCCGCACGGCUAUUCUUAGCACAAAUUCGGCGCAUCUGUCCUGAGCAAUCCCCAAUUCCAGCUGCAAAAAGUUUGGAUUUUCCAUGAUUUGAGCGAUGGGUUUUGUGGCUUCAUUCUUUAAGCCAGCAGGUCAGCUGCUACUCCUGCAGCCGCUUCAUUUGCUGACCGUUCACAUGGUCUUUGUACUUCAGAGCAAAAGAAUUGGGUGCAGGUCAACUGCUUUGCUUACACUAGCUGUUUUUCCCUCUUUCUCUGAUAUCCAAUUAACCCAUUUCUGUAUCAAUUCCGUCUCAUGUUGCCGAAUUCUUGGAGCCCCACGUGAUAGUUGUACUUCCGAGGAGUGAAAUGGGGAACUUUUUGUUAGUUAUGCUGCGAAGUAGCGUUCCUAUCCACUUAGCCUGUGCCUUUUCCAGCGGCUGACGAAAUGGGAUGCACGUAUUUAACAGUGCAUCGUGCUGCCUCCUCUGCUUUGUGAGCUGCAAUCAAAAUCCUCCGAGCCUUUACACCUUGUUCUUUGGAGCCUCUCUGGUUCCUUUUGCUGCGGUUCCUUCGACCAACCUUUUAACUUGAAGACUUAUCCCUGACAACCAAGCCUGGGAGUGGCCUUCUGAUUAAUCCUCCCACUUCUGAAGCAAAUGCACUCAAAGAUUGGUAUAAUGCAAAUAAAGAAGAAAUUGCAGAAUUGAUACAACAAAUGGCAUACAAAGAUUCAUCUAAGCUGCUGCCACCUCCAAGUUCUAAAGACAUCAUCAGUGUAGCCAAUGCACUCAACACACUCAAAGAUGUGAAAACAGCUUGGAUAACCGGCAAAAUCAGCUUGUCCCCUGGACAACAAAAAUUCUGGUUUGAAGCAUGUGAGAACUGCCAAAAGUCUAUCAAUGUUGACGUAGGAUGGGUUAUGAGAUGCUCAUCUUGCAAAGAAGAGAGCAAAGUUAUAGCAAGGACCCGAGUUGGGAUUGCUGUUGAUGAUGGUACGGGCUCCAUAAAUACCGUUAUCUUUGGCCUUGAUGCUGAAAAGCUUAUCCCAUUUACAGCACUUCAAUUCUGGGAAGCUCAUACUGAGGAGCUUAACUUUUCUGCUGAACUAGCAUCUGCACUUGGAAAGCAUGCAAUUGUGUGUUUCAUUCGCUACUAUGAGUCAGAUUAUCAAGGCCAAAAGGAAGGCAAGUAUAAUAUUGUCAAGGCAUACACUGCUGAGGAAUCAGCUCACAUUCCAAUGGCCAUCACAACUGCAGAAGCCAAUGAAAUAAUUCCAGACCAGCAAGCUACUGUCCUGCAGCCUACCAAGAAGACUGAAUUUUUCAGUCCAUCAACCAAAAAGAUCCUUGAUGCCAUUGCUGAAUCAUCUACUGCUGCAAAUGAACUGCCGCCUGCAGUGACAACAGCAAAGAGGGCCUUGGUUUUUGGAACUGUGCCUCCUGGAAUUGGUUUGGAUUCUGCUGAAGCUAAUACACCUACCUUGCUGUCCACCAAUGCACCUGGAAGUCCAUUGAAGAAGCAGCGUGACGAUGAACUCUGAACUUCCUUGAAGCCUUUUGAAUUCUUCAUUUUGCUAAUGUUAAAACACUUUACAGCUGCAUUAAUAUUGACAUCCAUUAAGAAAUUGUUCUUUUGUGCACCUUAAUGGAUCUCAAUAUGUGAUCUUUUGUAAUUGCAGCCUAUGAUUGCACUUUAUAUUUGAAGAUGUUAAGCUAUUUAUGAAACUACUUGUCAACCUUUUGUCAUCUUCUUUUAUCUGUUGCAAUACUAAUGAUUGGUGAUGUUUUGUUUA
Molecule: messenger RNA, 1905 nt
Organism: Coffea eugenioides
Lineage: Eukaryota; Viridiplantae; Streptophyta; Magnoliopsida; Gentianales; Rubiaceae
Exons: 8
Coding region: 829-1653 (274 amino acids)
Source: RefSeq, a predicted model, not a curated record